Molecule: messenger RNA, 2037 nt
Organism: Pisolithus orientalis
Lineage: Eukaryota; Fungi; Basidiomycota; Agaricomycetes; Boletales; Pisolithaceae
Exons: 14
Coding region: 1-2037 (678 amino acids)
Source: RefSeq, a predicted model, not a curated record
AUGCCUUGUGUGCCAAAAAGUGUUGACCAAGUCGCGAACAACUCUACAGAUUUGCACACCCAGGAUGGCCCCUCCACCAGAGAUCAAAAAGACAAGCCCAGGCCCUGGCACGCAGUGCAACUGCCUGAAGGAUGGGAAGAACAUAUGUUUGGUCUCCAUGAUAGGAGGAGAUCACUCACACCUAGUGUCUCUGUGUCCUCCCAAAAUUCUACUGCCCUGAUCUUGCAGGAAGACCAGGUCGAGGGCACUCCGAUGGACAAGGAUGCUGGUGAGGCUGAGGCUGAGGCUGAGGAGGUUGAGGUCAACAUUCCAGCUGACAAGGGCAGUCAACACCCUGAUGAUGGGGCUAGGUUUGGUGCCCCCCUUCUCUCAUAUGACUUAGAUGAUGACAGUUCUGAAUCUUCACUUCCUCCAUCUUCGCCACCAGCUGAAGACUCCAGUUCCGACACUGAGGAUGAGUUUCCCCCAUGUCAUCCUGGUCGCCAUGUGGAACACAAACCUAAAAGCAAGGGCAAAAGUAGGGCUAUGGAUGUUGACAACAGUGAUAUAGCAAGUCAGGAUGAUCGUGAACACACCCAGAAUGUGAAAUUUAAGAAGACUGGGAACUUGUCCCAUGCUGCUCUCAAUGAGAUACAUGACUUCAUGACUGAAGUCAAGGCAAAAGCAGAAGAACUUGGAUGUCGACACAGCAAGUCUCCUCAUGACAUCCUUGUUGCUGCUGGGCUCAGUGUCAAACCAUCUCACACAAAGCUCAAUGAGGCCAAUCUCUUCCACUUGUGGUAUUGGGCCACCCAACUGAAACCUGAUGGUGCCGACAGAAACACAGUCAACAAUAUCAUUAUGGCAGAGUACAACCAGCUCAUGAAAGAUAUCCCCAAAGAUGACACUGCAGCAAGAAAGGAGAAGUUGAAGGCUGUUUAUGAGUGGAGUGAGAGCUCCUCAGCAGUGCCUGCUAACAAAUCAGUCAAGUCCAUUGCAGUCAGAGUCCACAAUGCGAAGAUGCAGUUCUCUGGAUUGGCUGAAGCAUGGUUGACUCUUGAAGAUAUCGAAAUUGCUGGAGUUGUGAUGUGUCUCAGGGAUGGUAAUGGUACUGAGGCUGGAUUAUUAGGGAUGAGUGCUUCUGCCAGUUCAGCUGCAGCAUUGGAGUUGUGUUGUCAAAUGAAGGAGAUACCAAGAGAUUGCAACUGCCAGGUAUUUGGAUCUAUGAUGAAGGAGAAGUUGAUAAUGGCACUCAAAGAUGUUCGCAGCCCUGGUUUUGAGUACAAGAAACUCAAAGCUGAUGCUCUCCACCAACUUGUGGUACCUUAUCUGUGGAGAAAACUAGGCUCAAUGUACGACAGACAAUCUGAUGACAAUGACGAUGAGAAAAAUGAUCAUCUGGAUGGUGUGCCAGAGGUCAAAAUCAAACCCUGGAAUGAAGAUGUCAUGGGCAUAAGGGAUGCACACCCAUUAAAGGGAGAGAUCACACUGGUCAAGGCUCCUGAUGGCACAGUUUUGGCAAGGUGUCUGAUGAUCCUGAGUGGCAGAAGUCUUGUGAAGAAGAGGAUCCAGGCACCUCAUGCACAGAGUGGAAUCCCAUUUCCAUUGUGCAAGUGGGCUCAUGUGGAGGUGACAGAUAACAAUACAGUUCCUCGUGAGGCUUCACACUCUGACUGCCAAAUGCCCCUGCAUGACAAAGGCAGGGAUGCAUGCUCCAUUGCUGGUGACCACAAUGUAGUGAUUUAUCCCACUGCAUUUUGGUCAAAACUAACAGGCGACAUGCACAGGAUGCACUUCAUGACCCACCAGCAUGCACAAGCCAUGAGAACACUCGAGAGCCUGGUCAAUCUGAGUGCCCCUUGCUGGCUCAGCACUAUGGGGAUCUGCAUUGUGAUGCUGCCCCAAGCCACUCGCACCCAUGGGACCCUGGCCCUUCUCAACAGUUUCCACCAUCUUGGCAUUAUGAGCCCAGCCCAGCCCACAGCACAGCAAUGGGUUGACAGAGGUAGUGCUGUGCAGUAUGAUGACAAAUUUCCUGAGGAUUACUUAGACUAUUAG